UCGUCGAAAGGACAUGGCAGUCAAGAUUGCUUAUUUGUUAUUGGCCUUGGCGGCAACAUGCUCCGGUACCGGUCCACAAAAAUUUGGAACUGAUGACAGCCUAAGUGGACUAGUAGAAGGGACAUCAUCACACAAUGUCGUUCCUGAACCGCGCGUGAAAUUGGUACCAUUAAUUCGUUCCCAACGUUCAGUUGAUUUCAACCAGAUCCACACACAUGUCGGUUCUGGCUUUCGUAGGAACUUCAGAAGAAGUGGAGCGUCUGGUCAGUUCGGUCAAGCUGGAUCUUCGCCUCGGAAUGGAUUCGUAAACUCUGGUUAUUCUGGGGGUUUUAAUAAUGCUGGUCAAUAUGGAAAUAAUCAAGGUGCUUCCGUCCCAAAUGGAUUUGUGGGAUCUGUUAAUCAAGGAUAUGGUCAUACUGGUGGAUUCAGAAACCCUUUAAAUCCGGGUGGAUUUAGAAGCCCAAUAAGUCCCAGUGGUUUCAUGCCAGUUGGUGGAUUUAGGAACCAAGUUAAUCCAGUUGGCUUCGUACCAGGGGGUAUACGGCCAAGUGGAUUCAUCAAUGCUGUUAAUCCAGGCGGGAACAUGCCAGGAGGUAUACAACAAGGCGGAUUUAGGAAUCCUAUCAAUCCAGUAGGUUUUGUACCAAGGGGUAUUCAACCAGGUGGAUUUAGAAACCCUAUUAACCCAAGUGGUUUCGUACCUGGAAGUGUGCCCCAGGCUAGAUUCGGAAACGCAGAAUACGCACCAGGAUUCAAUAACCGACUUGGUAAUAGGAAUCAACAACCACAUGCUAUGAAUAACGGAGGUAUUGCUGGUCAAGGCCAAGGUAUGGAAAUUUAUCCUGAUGGAUCUGUAGGAGUUAGAGUGUCAGCUGUUAAUGAAACUGAUGAAGGUACAGUCCAUACUGUUGUAAAUGUCGUUGUGGUACCACACAAAGAGCAGAAUAAUGGACUUCAGAAUAGAAGAAAUCAGGAACAUGGUAAUCAAACUCCUUUACUGGAACAUAAAAAGAUCGUCACUGAAGCGCAGAAAAUCUUAGAUGGAAUAUUGAAAAAGCCUGAAAAUGAAGAACCAGAAUCAGCCGCCCAACGAGUUGUUGAAAAAGAUAUUGAAUAACUAAGUUGUUUAGGAAAUGUUAUAGGUUAUAAUCAGACGAUUGCUUGUCUGUACAUUUCAAUAUGUUUGAUGUUUCAGUUAUUAUUGUGUAAACCAUCCUUAAUUGUACUUAUUCUUUGACUGUAAUCACGAUUUAUAUCUGCUGAUUUAUCGGAUUUUCUUGUAUAGCGCUAUAUGAAGUUAAUAAAGUCAAUACUG
Messenger RNA from Spodoptera litura, 1315 nucleotides. RefSeq lists its product as uncharacterized. NCBI's taxonomy places the organism in Eukaryota, Metazoa, Arthropoda, Insecta, Lepidoptera, Noctuidae. The record is from RefSeq and is a predicted model, not a curated record.